Molecule: messenger RNA, 1641 nt
Organism: Ustilago hordei
Lineage: Eukaryota; Fungi; Basidiomycota; Ustilaginomycetes; Ustilaginales; Ustilaginaceae
Exons: 1
Coding region: 1-1641 (546 amino acids)
Source: RefSeq, a predicted model, not a curated record
AUGUCUACCCUUGAAGGCGCCGUACCUCUCGGACUGGGCAUCACCAAGCUUCGACUCUGGGAUGAACUAAACCAAGCACAUUGUGAAGCUUUGCAACAAUCAAAUUCGAUCUCAGCCUCUUCUUCGACUUUCACGCAGUUAUCACCAACUCUUAGCGACAAGACCGCGCCACUUGGACCUCAACAUGUUCAGCCUCCUGAUAAGCAAUCGAUCGAAGUCCUGUCAGAGCGCUCUCACGAAUCCGAUGCGACGUUGGCAAGGAGAAAGAAGCUGCGAAGAAGUAGCGUUGAAUCUGUUUCCGAGGGGUCAGCUGCAGUUGACUCGGAGCCCGAACGCAGCUAUCAGACAAGCUGCUUCGACUGGCUGCUGACCAGUCGAGACUCGGGGUGCAGAUUAGCAGCAAAUGCUAGCAACGGCAAUGUGUCUCAAAACAAAAGAGACAGCUAUCUGCCAGCUCGAGACGGCCAAGGUGUGCUGAUGCCUCCGCCUCCUCCGAAACCUGGACCCUCUCGGCGUAAGCCUCCGCCUUUGAUCGUCAGAAUCAAAGCAAAGGCGCGACGCGCUAAGCGCAAGCAGCAGAAAGCCGAGUAUCGACGAUGCCUCUUCCUUGCACACAUGGUCCAGGCAACUCAAGCAGCACGUCUACAAAACGCACCGAUGUCAAAGUCAACGCAAAAGCCGACAUAUGGCGCGCAUGAAGGUGCUUGUGCAAAGCUGCAAAAGCCAACAACGAAACCGCGUCUUCCAGCAGAGCAACGAGGUCGACAAGCACCUUCGACCUUCCCCGAGACUCUGGGCGUAGACCUCGCUAGCUUUGUCGAAGUUGUCUUUGACACCGACGUUCAAUCUUCCGAGAUCACUGCUCCUUCCGACAUUUCCGACGACGAUCUCGCCCGGGCCACAAAGAUGGAGAUCGAGACGCGCAAGAAGCUCGGAGGCGCUGACGUAGUGGUGCCCAAGGGAGUGUUCCGGUGGAUGGUGGGCCGUGACUUUGCCGAACGAUGGCCGCAGAAAGUGAAAGGCGUGCGGAAGAAUCCAUGGCCUGGGCUGGAAAAUGUUUGGGGUUCGCCUUCCGGUAUGACCACGAUUGAAGGGUUGAGGGGAGAGGGGAAGGAUCAAGUCAAGCGUGACGAAGAGCCGUUCAGAUGGCAAAGUGGUCAACGAAGCAGAUUCAUUAGGCGAAAGGAGAAAGUAGCAUCGCAAACAAGUAGUCGAAUUGGACCAACCUUGAAGGAGGUGCGAGCAGCUGUUGGCAUAGGCCACGAUGCGAUAUCAGAGCUUCCAGCACUGGCAAUUGCCACUGCAGCGAUUGAGGUUACGCCGACAGUCUCGGCAUCCGCUGUACAUCAGAGUGUGGUGAAGCCAGCCUUAUCACCUGCAAGAUCGACAACUCUGCGGCCAACGGAGCAGGAUGCUUCGCCAAUUGUGCCUGAGAUCUUUCCAUCAGGGCUUGUACCAAGCUCGCAACCAUUGACAUUAAGCUCGCAAUCAUUGACAUUAAGCUCGCAACCAAGCCGGGCCAGCCACCCGUAUGAUAUGUCCGAUACUUUUGCCACAUCUUGGGACUGGAGCAGCGCGUUCACUUAUUCCCGGUCCACCGCGCUCCCAAGCACCCUUGCUGGAGUGCCCAUCAGCCUCUGA